AUGGCGGCUAGUGACUCAAGAUCAACGACCCGCCGCCUCUUCAUCACCGACCAGGAGACCAAGGUGCGCUUCCUGAUCGAUACCGGAGCAGACCUGUGCGUCCUCCCGCGGCGACUUGUACGUGGGCCACAGCGUAAAUCCACAUACGAGCUAUUGGCGGCGAACGGCACAGUCAUCCCUACCUACGGCACCAUCAACAUCGCACUCAACCUGAGACUUCGGCGGACGUUUCCUUGGCGUUUCGUCAUCGCUGAUGUCUCCAAGCCCAUCAUCGGAGCGGACUUCCUGUUCCACUACGGACUGAUGGUGGAUCCAUGCAACGGAAGGCUCGUGGACUCUCUCACCUCACUCACCUCACUCGGUCAAGUCGAAGCUGUUGACUUGCCGAACAUCAAGACGGUGACAGGUACAUCGCAGUACCACGAGCUUCUCCAGCAGUUCCCCAACCUCACCAGACCAGACGGGACGGGCAAACCUCCGCAGCACAGCACCAAGCAUCACAUCCAGACCACACCAGGACCACCGGUCAACAGCAAACCCAGACGACUGGCUCCGGACUGA
This is a messenger RNA of Diachasma alloeum, 561 nucleotides long. RefSeq lists its product as uncharacterized. Gene Ontology annotation, molecular function: aspartic-type endopeptidase activity. The coding region runs from base 1 to 561 and encodes 186 amino acids. Gene Ontology annotation, biological process: proteolysis. The record is from RefSeq and is a predicted model, not a curated record. NCBI's taxonomy places the organism in Eukaryota, Metazoa, Arthropoda, Insecta, Hymenoptera, Braconidae. The transcript has a single exon.